AUGACAGAGAAGUUCCAGUGUGUGUUUGAGGGGAUUGCUAAAGCUGGAAACUCAACCCUUCUGAAUGAGAUCUACACAGAGCUCUACAUCACAGAGGGAGGGACUGCAGAGGACAAGGAUGAACAUGAGGUCAGACAGAUUGAAACAACAUCCAGGAAACCACACAGAGCAGAAAGAAGCAUCAGACAAGAAGACCUCUUUAAAGCCUCACCUGGAAGACAUGGACCAAUCAGAAGAGUGAUGACAAAGGGAGUGGCCGGCAUUGGGAAAACAGUCUUAACACAGAAGUUCACUCUGGACUGGGCUGAAGACAAAGCCAACCAGGACAUCCUCUUCAUAUUUCCACUGACUUUCAGAGAGCUGAAUGUGGUGAAAGAGAGAAAGUUCAGCUUGGUGGAACUUGUUCAUCACUUCUUCACUGAAACCAAAGAAGCAGGAAUCUGCAGCUUUGAAGACUUCCAGGUUGUAUUCAUCUUUGACGGUCUGGAUGAGUGUCGACUUCCUCUGGACUUCCACAACACUGAGAUCCUGACUGAUGUUACAGAGUCCACCUCAGUGGAUGUGCUGCUGACAAACCUCAUCAGGGGGAAACUGCUUCCCUCUGCUCGCCUCUGGAUAACCACACGACCUGCAGCAGCCAAUCAGAUCCCUCCUGAGUGUGUUGACAUGGUGACAGAGGUCAGAGGGUUCACUGACCCCCAGAAGGAGGAGUACUUCAGGAAGAGGUUCAGAGAUGAGGAGCAGGCCAGCAGCAUCAUCUCCCACAUCAAGACAUCACGAAGCCUCCACAUCAUGUGUCACAUCCCAGUCUUCUGCUGGAUCACUGCUACAAUUCUGGAGGAUGUGUUGGAAACCAGAGACGGAGGAGAGCUUCCCAAGAGCCUGACUGAGAUGUACAUCCACUUCCUGGUGGUUCAGGCCAAAGUCAAGAAGGUCAAGUAUGAUGGAGGAGCUGAGACAGAUCCACACUGGGAUGAAAAGAGCAGGAAGAUGAUUGAGUCUCUGGGAAAACUGGCUUUUGAUCACCUGCUGAAAGGAAACCUGAUCUUCUAUGAAUCAGACCUGACAGAGUGUGGCAUCGAUAUCAGAGCAGCCUCAGUGUACUCAGGAGUGUUCACACAGAUCUUUAAAGAGGCGAGAGGCCUGUACCAGGACAAGGUGUUCUGCUUCGUCCAUCUGAGCGUUCAGGAGUUUCUGGCUGCAGUCUACAUGAUCCACUGUUACACCAACAGGAAGACAAAGAAGCUGCAAGACUUCCUGGGAAGACACUACAAUAACUCACCUCUGGAUGAGUUUCUGAACAGAGUCAUGGUUAAAUCCCUGGAGAGUAAAAAUGGUCACCUGGACCUGUUAGUUCGCUUCCUUCAUGGCCUCUCUCUGGAGUCCAACCAGAGACUCUUAGGAGGUCUGCUGGGUCAGACAGAGAACAGUCCAAAGAUCAUCCAGAGAACCAUCAACAACCUGAAGAAGAUGAACAUUGAUAAAAUGUCUCCUGACAGAAGCAUCAACAUCUUCCACUGUCUGAUGGAGAUCAACGACCUCUCAGUUCAUCAGGAGAUCCAAGAGUUCCUGAAGUCAGAGAACAGAUCAAAGAAGGAACUCUCUGUGAUCCACUGCUCAGCUCUGGCCUACAUGCUGCAGAUGUCAGAGGAGGUUCUGGAUGAGUUGGACCUGGAUCAAUACAAAACAUCAAAGGAGGGACGACAGAGACUGAUCCCAGCUGUGAGGAACUGCAGAAAGGCUCGACUUGUUGCCUGUGGACUCUCAGAGAGUCACUGUGAAGUCGUGGCCUCAGCUCUGAAGUCCAACCCCUCCCAUCUGAAACAUCUGGACCUGAGUAGAAACAACCUGGAGGAUUCAGGAGUGAAGCAUCUGUCUGCUGGACUGGAGAGUCCAAACUGUAAACUGGAGACUCUGAGGUUGUUGAGCUGCAGUUUGUCAGAGAUCAGCUGUGAUUCUCUGGUCUCAGCUCUGAAGUCCAACCCCUCCCAUCUGAAACAUCUGAACCUGAGUUACAACAACCUGAAGGAUUCAGGAGUGAAGCAGCUGUGUGGUUUUCUGGAGAGUCCAGACUGUAGACUGGAUACUCUGGAGUUGAUUAACUGCAGGUUGUCAGAGAUCAGCUGUUAUUCUCUGGGACCAGCUCUGAAGUCCAACCCCUCCCAUCUGAAACUUCUGCACCUGAGUGAAAACAACCUGAAGGAUUCAGGAGUGAAGCAGCUGUGUGGUUUUCUGGAGAGUCCAGACUGUAGACUGGAGACUCUGAGGUUGUUGAGCUGCAGUUUGUCAGAGAUCAGCUGUGAUUCUCUGGGACCAGCUCUGAAGUCCAACCCCUCCCAUCUGAAACAUCUGAACCUGAGCUUCAACAACCUGAAGGAUUCAGGAGUGAAGCAGCUGUGUGGUUUUCUGGAGAGUCCAGACUGUAGACUGGAGACUCUGGAGUGAGUUCACUGUCUGUUACUGUUGUAGAUCUGAUAUGUUUAAUCACCAACUGAAUCUAAUUCAUGUUCAUCCAGAACUUUCCUCCAUGAAUCUGUAAAUGUCCUUUAGUUCAAGACGACUUCACUGAAGUUGUAGUGACGACUCGACCAAAAUAAAGUGGCAGAGACAAGGGUUGUCUGUAUUAGUUGGACACGCUGUUCAAAGAUACGCCAAGAAUCCCCCAAAUACUUUGAAUUCAUUUAUUAAAGGAACAGAAGACUAAUGUGCACAAAAUCUAUACAAAAAAUACACAAAAGUGAUCAAUGAAGCAAAACGUGGUCAACAAAAAGUACGGCGUCCCCGUGCCCUCACCCACUUUCCUUGUUUUAAACCCAGCUGCUGUGUAAGUGAACAGGUGAUAAUAAUAACUAAUUAUCUCUGCCCACACUGAUGUGACCUAACCACCAUGAUUGAAAGACAACAACAUAUCAGAACCAAAAAUAACCCAAAUACAUACCAUACAAAAUAAGGGAUUCACAAUUCAUCAGACUUCCUCAUGCCUCCAGAGCCGGCCCAAGCCUCCAUGGGGCCCGGAGCUAAAUUAGAUUUUGGGGCCCUCUGUUUCUGCCAAUAAUAUUGAUGGUUGAUAUGCACACACCUACUAUAAACUCAUUGCAGCUCUGAUCAUCCUAUUGUCAGUCUGACAUGUUUUUACACAUCUAUGCUGAUUUUGUUGCAACAAGCACAGUCAAAACUACUCUGACUCAGUUCAAAUAUACAAACAUUACAACUUUUGAUUCAUUAGGUUUGGUUUCAAAAAAUAAUUUAUAGUGGAACAAGAAAUAAAUCAGAAAAUAAACAAUAAAAUAUCAACAAACACUUAAAUGACAUGAGUUCUCUGAAAGAAUGAAACAAGAACGGUUUAAAAACAUAAAGUUGA
Molecule: messenger RNA, 3361 nt
Organism: Mugil cephalus (flathead mullet)
Lineage: Eukaryota; Metazoa; Chordata; Actinopteri; Mugiliformes; Mugilidae
Product: protein NLRC3-like
Exons: 6
Coding region: 1-2445 (814 amino acids)
Molecular function (GO): protein binding
Source: RefSeq, a predicted model, not a curated record